Porites lobata is the source of this 5774-nucleotide messenger RNA. The record is from the annotation of a GenBank genome assembly. NCBI's taxonomy places the organism in Eukaryota, Metazoa, Cnidaria, Anthozoa, Scleractinia, Poritidae.
CGGCGGGUUAGCGCGUGACUUGACCUUGAACGUCACGACUAAAAUUACUGCUUCAUGUAAACUUCGUGAAACUUCAAGUUCGCAUUGCUGGGGAUGCGAAUCAACAGUAAAACUGUUUUGGAAGGGGAAAAGGUUGUGUUAGUCCCCUACAAGAAAGAGCAUGUUCCAAGGUUUGUAAAUUUAUUCUUGUAGUAAUUUUUAUGGUUUUAACUGCGUGAAGGACAAAUAGGGUUGGCUUCUUAGCUUAUUUAAAAACGCCCACUGCAAACAGCGCAGCAAAUAAGUGAAAAUGAAGAUCAGCUGAAAAAACAAUUUGCCACGUUAUAUACAUUUUUAAAAUUAUUAUUUUUCCUUUACAUCUUCUGUUCUUUUUGUUGAAAUUAAUUUUAAAUAUCCUUAUGUAGAUACCAUGACUGGAUGCAAUCUCCUGAGCUGCUGGAACAAACAGCAUCUGAAAGGCUUACAUUAGAACAAGAAUAUGACAUGCAAAACAGCUGGUUUCAGGAUGAAAACAGUAAGCCGGACUGCUGAGAACUAAACUCAUACAUUGUCCUUUCUGUGAAUGUAUCAUCUCCCGGAAAGUUUCUAAAACACUGAAGCAAAACAUAAUUGUUAUCUCCAGGAAGGAGGUUUGAAGAAAAAGGAACUAUUAAUUAAACCUCAAAAUUUUACCUAAGUAUUGAAAGCAAUUGAAAGUAGCAUAUUGCUCAGACUCAGAAAACUAAAAUCAUGUGUCUACCGGAACUCGCCUCCAGCAGAUCAAAGAGACGUAUAUCGAGUUAAACAUCAAGGGCCAAAAACUUAAACGUAGUUUAGCCAUGGUUUAACAGAACUGCGUUAAUAAUAAUAAUAAUAACAACAAUAAUAAUCAACUUUAUUUAAUGAGGGUAACACGGGACUGUACUUCAACUGAAUAACUAGUGGCCGUCAAACUAAAAUUAUACAACAAAAAUUAAGUAACCAAAAAUACAUAUCGUUAAAGAAAAAGAACUAUAAAUAUUCUAAGUCAUUUUCAAUUUGCCCAACGGUUUUAUCUAAACAUCAUUUAUUAUGAACAUGCAUUUUUAUGGAAGCAUAUAGAGAAGACUAGAAAAGCAUUUAUCUUCUUAAAACAACCCACCAAAGAAGAGAUCUGGAGGUUCAAAUAUUCGUUAAACUGCAGCUAGAGUUAGACUUCGUUUAAAUAUUUGGCCCUAAGUGUUUCUUUGUAUUUGGCUUAAAAAAUAAAUUAUUAUUGAUGUAGUGAUAUUUAUUGUAGAGUGUACAUUUAUUAUCUUGGACAAAAGAAAAUGGCUACAACCUGAGACGACAGAGACAGGUUUGAAAAAUUUCUUGUAAUACUUUUUUGAGGAUGAAUGCUAAAAAAAAUUUCCAUACUAUGUGUACUAUGCCUGACCCCCCCCCUCCUCCCAGGGGGUGGGGGGUACUUGACCGGUAUUUGGGUAGAGGUGAGCUGCUGAGGGUUUGAAACCCUGACCAUGUUUAGGACAAAAAAUUCCUAAAAUACAGACAUGUACACUAGCUGUUUAGGACAGACUUGCGCAAAAUUAUAUACCCUGUUUAGGACAGAAAGGAUGAAAACCAUACACUGUCCAGCGGCACAUCCAUGUAUAGGUCAUAUAAGGGAGUAUACCCUCGGACUAUGGGCCAAGUGAAAUUGGUAAUGAUUAAAUAAAGUUAUUUAUCAAAACGAUAUUUUCUUGUUUGAAGAGUGCAUGGCAGGUGAUGUUAACCUCUUCCUUGAUGACAGUCGACGGGACGUGGCAGAGAUAGAGAUUAUGAUAGCAGGUAAAAGAUGUAAACUGUUAAAGGUUUCAACCCAGGAGUCAUUUCUUAAGUAGGUUGAGCAUGAUCGUCAUGGUGAACGUAGUCCUUAAUAGGACUGUCGUUGACAGUGACUGAUGUUUUGACAACCCAUGUGGAAGUCAUCUUCAGAGUCAAAGUGACCGGUAUAAUGUCUGUUGAUGGUAUUAAACUCUGGUUAGUGAACUGAUUGAUCAAUUAUGUCAUGAUGUUAUUAGUCCUCUGUCAGUUAAGCCAUGGUGUUAUUGGCUAUGAAGACUUGAAAUGUCAUUGGUACAUUUCAAUCCGUCUAUUGCCACAAUUUAACAGUUGUUUACUGUUAGUCAAAUUGUUGGUUGUCCAGUCAUUUUCUCAUUGUUAGUUUUGCUUGAGUCCGUCAAUAAGUUGUUUGUACAGUGCGAGUACUGGUUGUUGAAAUGUCAGUCCCUGUCAACAACAGUCCUAUGCAGGACUACAUUCACCCAGACGACCAUGCUCAAUUACAACCCACUUAUGAAAAGAUAUAAAGUUGUCUCUGUAGGCCAUUCUUGCUGGGUCCUUAUAGUACUUGUAGGCUGUGGUAUUUUUGUUUGCCUGUGGCUGGUGUGGAUUAAUAUUCUUAUGAGUAGCAGUAAUUAUUUAUUUUUAAAUAUAGAACCAUCUUGUCGAAGAAAUGGCUUUGGAAAAGAAGCUCUGCUAACUAUGAUGCAUUAUGGUACCGUAUGUUGAAAAAAUACCAUUAGUGUAGCACAUUAAUGUAAUAACCACAAUCACAAUCAAAAGUGUUGGGAAGGCCACCACCUUUUUCACUUCUUUGUUUUCUUCCUUUCCUUUUCCUUCCCCCUGUACUAUUGUUUUACAACACUAAAGUGUUCUUGCCCAUUUAAUUGCUCUGCUCCAACAUUGACUAGAGAGGAUGAGGGAACAACUGAUCAUGAGGUAUGCAUUCUGCUGAUGGGCCUUUUGAUAUAGACUUAUGAACUAUUAAAUUUUUUCACACCUUGGCCAGCCGGCUGAGUGUAGAGUGACCUCCAUUACACUUCAAUGUGGGUUGACAGCCUGAAUGUAUGUACAAAAUGUUUCCUGGACUCUCCUCUCAAACCAUCUGGGUUCCACUGUUAGAAUUUUGACACUCUCAAUAAAUCACAUGGCCUUGUGUAUCUGAAUAUGGGUGGGGGGCCACUUACAUUGUAUAAUAAAUUGUUAUUAUAGAACUAAAAAAGAAAGCAUCUGCUGAAUACCAUAAUUAAUAUAUUUAUUAUUUUGAACAUUUUUGUCUAAUAUUGUCUUGUCUCUUUUGGGGAUUAGGUAACACCACCUUAGGAAUCCAAAAAUAUGAAGCAAAGAUUGGUUGUAGUAAUGAUGCAAGUUUGAGACUGUUCAACAAAAUAGGAUUUACAGAGGUAAAUUUUGGUUAAUAUCUAGUGUUGAGGUCUUGCAAGGGGUAGAAGCGACGGGCAACAUGACCCUGAAAACUGGUGACAAUCCUCUUAGAAAGCACGGACAAUCGACAGAAAAAGAGGAAAAUAUUGUGACAGCGACAAUCCAUUUUCAAGUUGUGAAAGCCACGUCUGUUCACUUUUGCAUUUUGGCUGUUUCGGCAGCAAAAUAACAAAGUUCUCUCUUCCAUUAUUUCUGAAGAUUUUCUGUCAGAGUCUGCCGCUAGCUAGGGCAAGUAAGUAUUAGGGCUACUUCAGGUUCAGCGGAGCCAAGAUCUGGAAUGCACUUUCUCUGGACCUGAGGAGCGAGCACCAUAUUAAUAAGUUUUCGUUUGACCUAAAACGUCAUUUUAGAUCCAAGCCUAACUGAGCUUUCCUUACCUUUGUUAUACUUAGUUGUACCAUUUUUUAUCUGUAUUUUGUUGUGUGUGUUGUUUUUUCUUUUUCAUCAGGGUCCCAUUCAGACCAGCCUCGCUGAACUGGGCAUCCCUGUCUAAAUAUUGUUUAAAAUAAAAAUGAAUAAAAAUAAGAUUAACAUAAUAUUGUUCUUGAUUGGUCUCUUGAAGUAGAAAAGUUAGCAUUGUGAUUAAUUAUUGUCAGGUUCCAUAUCUGUGGUAAAUUCCAAUUUGAGUAUCACAAAUUGAAAUUUAUGCAGAAACGACAGGGACAUUUUUGUCUUAGCUAAAAUGCAACAGCAGCAUAUUUUCCCUAACCAAGCAGCAGGCAGUCUCAGAAAUGCCUGACAAAGCGACAGCAUACCCCCCCCCCCACCCCUUGGAAGGCCUCAAUAUUGCAUUUUUCUUUCUUUCAGUAAAAUGAUAUUAACUAUAGUAACUAAUAGUUGCUUUUGUUUAAAUGUUCUUGCUCAUCAGGUUUCUGUUAGUGAAGUGUUCAAAGAGGUGACGUUAGAAAUGAAUGUCACUGAAGCUGUUCAACAACACCUUGCACAGGCGACCAGCCACAUUCACAGUCACAAAUAUCCGCACAGACCUGGUGACAAAACUUUGAAGUAGCACAACUUUGGUGCAUGGAGUUAUUGUAAAGGAACAAGCUGGUUCACUGUCCAGAAUGAAGAACAGGUCAAACAAAGUGUCCUGAAAAAAGAUCAUGCCACAGUCAACUUGAUCUCUCAUGGCAACCACUUCUCUAAAUGACCACCUCUCGUAAGCAACCACUUGUAAAUAACCGUUUUGUUUCUAACUCAAAUCCUUUUUCAAAAACUCUCUUACAAGCAACCAGUUGUCUGAUUUCUUAAUCAACGGUGACCACCUUUAAGGCGAAUUGUACUAUGUAAUUAAGUGACAUCUCCCUCCUAGAAUUACUCGAAUGUCGCACAUGUUCAGUUUUUAAGAUCGCUGAACCAGGUUGCUGACAAAUACAGUAUAAUAACAGUGCAUAGUGUACUUCCAGGAAAAGACGAGUAUACCAAUCAAUGUCAUUAGCGGGGUUGCAAAGAAUAAUCCUGUGUAGUGACAUAAGUGUCUGAUAUUCUUGUUGACUUUUAAAAGGCUCAAAACACAAAGGCAAUCGAGCAUUCUAGAUUUCUUCAAUAUGCGUUUGAAUGUGACUGAGUGAUUACAAAAUGUAAAUACUUCACAGUCUGAAUUUACACUGCAAAAAAAAUUUAUGUGCACCAAAUUUUAAACUGCAUUGCACUUGUUUCAGGUGUUGAAAGUGUUGUCUAUUACCCUAUUUUUAGCUCAAAAGGUAUUUUUUAUCUAAGUUUGUUAAUCAAUUAAGUUUAACAUUACUUUGUUAUGUUUUCGGACCUUAAAGGACCACUUCCUGUAAGAGACCACUUUUCCUGCACCAAGAGUGGUCGCUUACGAGAGAGCUGACUGUAUUUUGUAGGCUAAUUUCACAGCAGGCUGAAUAUGUCUGCUUAAAUCUCAUAAGCAAACAAUACAAGUGACCAGCAGUAGAUCCAAUAAUUAUUGUUUUGGAAGGCAGGAGGUGGGUGUUUGACUCCUGUAUUAAAGGUAUGGGGAUGCUUAUCAAAAAAUCUGGGUGUCUCUAAGGUCCUAUUUGACCCUAACAGACAAUAAGUAACCAAUUCCUGGAACUAAUUAAGUGAGCGCUGUCAGUAGUGAUAAAAUGUGUUAAUAUAUUACAACAUUUAGUUUUCUUAGUUUGAAUUACUAUUUUCUUAUAGACUGCCCUAAGCUUUAGCUUUCUGAACACCAGAGUAAGACACUAGUCUGCAAUUAACACUCCUAUCCGAGACAACAAGUAUCCCCGUCUCUUUCAUAUGGGAGUCACCCCCCUUUCCAACUGUAUAGGGCUUUGCCUGGGAAAAUUUGGUUUUGGAAAGGUGGUUGCUUAUGUGAGAUGGUUGCACAGGCAGUUUCAAGUGUACAUGUACUUUCGUGGUACAAAUUCUAGUUUCAAAGCCCAGUCUAACUUCCCAAAGCAAAUAAUUUGUGGAUCAGACAUAGCUGUCCCUGACUCAAAAGAGGUGCCUUGCUUAUUGGGGGUUGGAUAUUGAAAGAGUCAGCAUUACCCAUACAGUAUUAAUAGACCAUUUUACUGUUGUGGAUGGAAGCAAGGCUAAGG